AUGAGAGCUGAAGAGCCUAGUGAAAUUCGGAGAGCACCCGUCUACAAAGUGAACAACGGUGCCCCUCGCGCAAAAGGCUUCAGAAGAAUUUCUACCGGUGUCCGACGUGCACCAAAUACUCCCAAACCGCCCAAAAAAGCCAUAGCCCAAGCACCCAAAAUGCCUCAUCCCCUGUCGGCACCAGCAAUCCCAAUUCCUCACAUGGUCCCAAUGAGUUUUCCCACUGUUACUUUCCCACCUAUGAUGUCAUUCCCAACUUUGCCUACAUUUGCCACCAUCGCCAUGCCUACCCUGCCUACCAUGACUAUGCCUCCACCAUUUCAACGACUCAUGGGAAUCACCACUACCCCUUCACCUUCACCCAAGAAGAGCAAAAGCCAUAGAAGGGAGGAGGAGUUGACCAGUAGAGAUGAAGAAAUUCAAGAAAAACCACGAGUGCGACAAUAUGAAAGUGAAGAAAGAGUACCUAACGACACUUUAUCACCGGUCUCUUCACGCCUUCCCAAAUUCGUCAACUCUCGAAAGGAGCCAGUGGUCGCCCCUGAAAAAAAUGCUGAAUGGAUAGUUCCUUUCAGACUGUGA
Cylicocyclus nassatus is the source of this 582-nucleotide messenger RNA. Lineage: Eukaryota; Metazoa; Nematoda; Chromadorea; Rhabditida; Strongylidae. The record is from the annotation of a GenBank genome assembly.